UGCAGAGAAAACGUGAAAAAGGCGCGCGUAAUGUUAAAAAAAGAGGAAGUAGAAGGGAAGAGGUCACAGACUUUACCGCGGAGGAGGCGCUUCGGUGGUUCUGGAGAUCCUGAAACGAAUCGACAGCAGCGCAGAGAGAACGCUACAGGUGGACAGUCCUCAAAACGUGGUUCCAGUGACGCUGGAGCAUCUGGUGGAUGUACAAUGGCAGACGGAAAGCAUUUUGUGGACAAACACAGAGUCCAGCUGAUCCAGAGAGUGAGCAACAUCGCACCCAUUUUGGAUGAGCUCCAAGACAAAGAAGUUAUCGACCAAGAACAAUAUGACAAAAUUAGAGCUCUGCCUACCUCUCAGGACAGGAUGAGGGAGCUCUACAGUGGUCCCCUGAAAGCCAGUGCAGCCUGCAAAGACAUCUUCUAUGAAAGCCUUUUGGCAAAUGAGAAAUUUCUCGUUGAAGACCUUUCAAAGAAGUAAAUGUGUUGGGAAAAAAA
Messenger RNA from Maylandia zebra (zebra mbuna), 491 nucleotides. RefSeq names its product apoptosis-associated speck-like protein containing a CARD. Gene Ontology annotation, biological process: inflammatory response; regulation of apoptotic process; innate immune response. NCBI's taxonomy places the organism in Eukaryota, Metazoa, Chordata, Actinopteri, Cichliformes, Cichlidae. The record is from RefSeq and is a predicted model, not a curated record.